Plenodomus lingam JN3 is the source of this 1650-nucleotide messenger RNA. RefSeq lists its product as uncharacterized. Gene Ontology annotation, biological process: amino acid transmembrane transport. Lineage: Eukaryota; Fungi; Ascomycota; Dothideomycetes; Pleosporales; Leptosphaeriaceae. Gene Ontology annotation, cellular component: membrane. The record is from RefSeq and is a predicted model, not a curated record. Gene Ontology annotation, molecular function: amino acid transmembrane transporter activity.
AUGGGUAGCAAGAACGUUGAUGUCGGGGUCUUGCCCACCGAUGGAGAGUCACACAGGGACGUAGAGGCGUCGUUGGGAGACCAGAUCAAUCACGAUGGCGACUUCGUUACGAACCUGGAAAACAACAAUCUUCAGCGUGGUCUUCGUCAGCGUCACAUCCAGAUGAUAGCUAUUGCUGGCGCCAUUGGAACCGGGUUGUUUCUUGGACUGGGAGGCUCAAUUCAAACAGGCGGACCACUUGGAGCCCUGUUGGGGUAUGCAACAGUUGGACUUGUCGUUUGCGCUGUGCAAUUCGCCUUGGGGGAAGUCGCAGCUCUUCUUCCUGUCACUGGAUCAUUUGUUCGUCACGGUGAAUUCCUUGUCGAUCCUGCCUUUGGAUUUGCAAUCGGUCUCAACAUUGUCUAUGGCAAUCUACUAUCGGUUCCAGCCGAGAUCUCGGCCAUUUGCGUGCUGUUCCAGUUCUGGACGGAUCUGACUCCAGCGGUCUGGAUAUGCAUCUUUAUCUUCCUCACAGUUGCUGUUGGCAUUUCCUUUGUCGGCAUCUACGGAGAGGUUGAAUUCUUCUUCGCAUGCUUGAAGAUCCUCCUAGUCAUUUUUCUCAUCAUCCUGGGUCUCGUGAUCGAUCUUGGGGGGAUUCCUGGGCAACAAAGAAUUGGUUUCCGGUACUGGAAGUCCCCUGGUCCAUUUGUCGAGUACAUUGCUACUGGUCCGUGGGGUAAAUUCCUCGGCUACUGGGCCGUCAUGACCAAUGCAGUCUUUAGUUUCGCUGGUGUCGAAAGUCUGGCAAUGGCUGCAGCUGAAACACAAAACCCACGAAAGAACAUUCCCAAAGCUUGUAAGAAGGUCUUCGCCCGAGUGGUCAUCUUCUACAUCCUCGCAGUUCUCAUCGUGGGAAUGAUCGUUGCAAGCGACGAUCCUAGGCUCAACGACUACAGCGGUGACGCAACGACAAGUCCCUUUGUCAUCGUUGCUUCUGCAGCUGGACUUAAGGCCAUCCCAUCUAUCGUCAAUGCAGUGGUGAUAACUUCGGCUUGGUCCUCAUCUAAUCAAGCACUACUCUCGGGUACACGUGUGCUCUUCGGACUUGCAAUCAAAGGCCAAGCUCCAAAGAUCUUCUUGAGAACGACGUCAUGGGGCGUACCGUACGUCUGCGUGUUGUUCAAUACAUCUUUCAUGUUCCUUGCUUUCAUGGCGCUAUCAAGUAAUGCCAUGACGGUGUUUUGGUGGUUGGUUGAUCUCACGGCUGCUGGUGUGCUCGUGUCGUGGUCGGCUAUCCUCUUCAAUCACAUUCGCCUGUGCAUGGCGAUGAGGAAGCAAGGCAUUUCGCUCAACGAACUGCCUUUCCACAGUCAUUGGACUACAUACUCCUCGCCGGCCGCCCUCGUCAUGUGCCUGACUAUACUAUUCACUGGUGGCUUCUCCACCUUUACGAAAGGUAACUGGUCAGCGAGCAGCUUUGUCUCUGCGUACCUCGAUAUACCACUCGUCCUUGCGGCCUUUCUGCUUUGGAAGUUCAUCAAAGGUACAAGUUUUGUAUCAUUAGCCGAGAUACCAAUUCGCGAAGCACUCGAGGAGAUUCUCAAGAACCCAGAGCCAGUUGAAGCAAAAGCAACAGGUUGGAGAAAGAUCCCAGCUUUUCUCUUCGAUUGA